Messenger RNA from Colossoma macropomum (tambaqui), 5634 nucleotides. RefSeq lists its product as uncharacterized. NCBI's taxonomy places the organism in Eukaryota, Metazoa, Chordata, Actinopteri, Characiformes, Serrasalmidae. The transcript is spliced from 21 exons. The record is from RefSeq and is a predicted model, not a curated record. Bases 1 to 5340 code for a protein of 1779 amino acids.
AUGGUAUGGCAGAUUUGUGCCCACAGCAUGGGUGACUUGCAUAUGUUUGAAGUUUUUGAUCGAUUGCUCUGCAUAAUCAACCAACGUGAUACCUACUUUGACUACUGGGGGAAAGGAACGCAGGUCACCGUUACCUCUGUUUGUCACUGUGACUGGGCUUUUGACUACUGGGGAAAAGGAACCUCGGUGACCGUGACUUCAGGUGUUCAGACCCCUCCCAAAUCUCUCGUCGGUGUGUCUGCGUGCGCCCCCUCCUCUGAUGGCUUCCUCACUCUCGGCUGUGUCACGAGCGGUUUCACUCCUGCCGAGCCGCUCAAGUUCAAGUGGACCGGCGGCGUCACUGACAUGGUGCAGUACCCGGCUGUACAGCAGGGUGGCACCUAUACAGCGGUGAGCCACGCGCGAGUCAAGGCCACUGACUGGAACGCGGAGAAGACGUUCACCUGUGAGGCGGAACAUCCAGGAACUCCAAAACAUAAACCAGUCGAACUGAAAAAGCAAUCUGUGCCUGUGCAGGCUCCAAUUCUGCUUCUAACAACUCCCACUCAAGCGGACUUAGACAAUGGAACAGCUACCUUCAUCUGCGUAGCCAGUCAGUUCUCACCUAAAGAAUAUAAACUUACCUGGACUCUUGAUCAAAGGGAGAUCACAGAUCGGGCCAAGCCAACGAUUUUAACUGAGGAGAAAAGCACUAUUACCAUGUACACUGCCAUUAGCAUUUUGGAAAUCUUGGCCAGCGAAUGGGUGGACACGCUUUCCACAAUCAAGUGUGAAGUCAAGCAUCAUGAUAAGACCUUUACCAAAGAGGCUAAAUAUGAACCAACAUCAAUGGAUGUAACCGAAAAGGUAGAAAUCAUUCCCCCUUCCACCGAGGACAUGCUGGUCCGGGGAGUUGGUGAGCUUCAGUGCCAUGCUCAGGGACGUCCAGGUUUCAAGGGCAUUCGGUGGAUGCGUGAUGGUCAAACCCUUGCAUCUGAAGUCCAGGGACAGGUUGACGGUUCCUCAUUCACAGCUAUUCUUAAAAUUGAUUACCAUGACUGGAGCAAAGGAACAGAAUACAUCUGUGAGGUGGAACACACAUUAUUCGCCGAACUCAAGAAGACCUACACAUACAGUAGAAAAAACGGAGAAGAAAAGACGUGUCCCUCCGUUUACUUACUCGCUCCACCAGAGCACGGUCAGGAGAGAGAGGUGACCCUGACUUGCUAUGUGAAAAGCUUCUACCCCAAAGAUCUGGUUGUGUAUUGGCUUGCUAAUGAUAAAAUACUGAACAGUACAGAGGACGACUCUAUCCCCUACCAGCACAGAACCUCUUGCCCGAUUGAGGUUGAAAAAGAUCGCCUCUAUUCAAUUUACAGCCAGCUGGUUAUCAGCUCUGCAGAAUGGGAAACAGGAACGGUGUUCACCUGCUUAGUGUACCAUGAGGCCAUUAACCCAACCGUCCGUACGAUAUCCAGAUCACUCGACAGUGUUUCAGGCAAGCCCACCGUAGUGAGCCUCACCAUGAGCGUUCCCUCGACCCCCGCCUGCGCGUCUUUCACAGAUUGCAUGGUGUUGACGGAGAUGUUCUGCAAAGAGCCAAAGGAGACAGAUUGGUCAGUGGAGACAGAAGACAGUAACAUGGAGAACACUGCCUUAACAUUUGUCUUUCUCUUCCUCAUCACCCUGAUCUACUGCAUUGGCGCCACUAUUGUGAAGUUUCUGUUCCCACUGUUUAUAGCUGUGCCUGUAGUGGAGCCCAAUAUCAGUGUGCUGAGUAAAGAGGACGAAAACAAUGUUAAGCUUGUCUGCUUGCUGGAUGGUUUUACUCCUGACAACAAAAACGUGACGUGGUUCAUGGAUAAGAAGGAAUUGACUGUAACGGGAAGAACUUUAAAAAGUCAAGGUCAGAAAGAAGGAAAACCAGUAGAGAUCUUCACUCACAUUAGUGAAAUACUCGUUGGUGCAGAUGAGUUGGAGAAAGGUACGAAGUACACCUGUGAGGCAAGCCACUCAUCCAAAAACUACGUUGCUACAUGGACCUCUUGCAAAGCUCAUCCAUCAGCCAAACCACUGAUACACCUGGAGAAACCUCGUCUCUCUGAUCCGUCCCUACAGCCAGAUUCAGUGGUAACAGCUUCUUGUGUUGUUAAAGCUGCUCUCAGCUCCGUCAUCUCAUGGGUUUUGAAUGGAAACGAGGAGAAAAAAGCCAGUGCAGAGCAAAAAAAACGACAAACCAGCAGCACUGAGCUCACUGUUAGCAACCUGACUCUGUCAGCAAGAGAAUGGGAGCAACUUCACAGUAUAACAUGCAGAGUUAAACAGCCAUGUGACGAGAAACCUGAAGAGAAAACUGUGAACGGUCUAGAGUCUGCAGAGAAAGAUCUUACAGUGGAGAUCAGGAGGCCUCUUUGGGACGUUCUUAAUGGAGAUGGUGCUGUUCUGGAAUGUUCUGCGAGAAAUGUUCCCUCUGGUGAGCUUUCUGUCACCUUCCAGGCCAAUCAAACUCUACUAGGUCAAGUUCAGUAUGUGGAUCUGCCAAAAGGCCAAAACUCUCUGACCACACGCAUCACUGUUCCUGUCCAACAUCGCGAAAAAGACAACAGCUUCACCUGUAAGGUUCAACAAAGCCCUUCCAAACAGUGGACAUCAGACCCCACUGGGAAGAUUUUUGGUGACCCCUCUGUAGAACUCUUACUGGUUCCCAGUGCGGGGAAAUCAGAACCACAGAAACUCUUGUGUACUGGAACUGGAUUUAAACCAGAGAUCAAAUGGCUCCCCAACUCUGGAAAGGGACCUGUGGUCCCUAGUAAAGCCAUGAUUCAAGCGGAUGGACGCAUGAAAAGUGUUCACUCCGUCAUCUCAUGGGUUUUGAAUGGAAACGAGGAGAAAAAAGCCAGUGCAGAGCAAAAAAACCGACAAACCAGCAGCACUGAGCUCACUGUUAGCAACCUGACUCUGUCAGCAAGAGAAUGGGAGCAACUUCAGAGUAUAACAUGCAGAGUUAAACAGCCAUGUGACGAGAAACCUGAAGAGAAAACUGUGAACGGUCUAGAGUCUGCAGAGAAAGAUCUUACAGUGGAGAUCAGGAGGCCUCUUUGGGACGUUCUUAAUGGAGAUGGUGCUGUUCUGGAAUGUUCUGCGAGAAAUGUUCCCUCUGGUGAGCUUUCUGUCACCUUCCAGGCCAAUCAAACUCUACUAGGUCAAGUUCAGUAUGUGGAUCUGCCAAAAGGCCAAAACUCUCUGACCGCACGCAUCACUGUUCCUGCCCAACAUCGCGAAAAAGACAACAGCUUCACCUGUAAGGUUCAACAAAGCCCUUCCAAACAGUGGACAUCAGACCCCACUGGGAAGAUUUUUGCUCAUCCAUCAGCCAAACCACUGAUACACCUGGAGAAACCUCGUCUCUCUGAUCCGUCCCUACAGCCAGAUUCAGUGGUAACAGCUUCUUGUGUUGUUGAAGCUGUACUCAGCUCCAUCAUUUCAUGGGUUUUGAAUGGAAACGAGGAGAAAAAAGCCAGUGCAGAGCAAAAAGACCGACAACCCAGCAGCAGCACUGAGCUCACUGUUAGCAACCUGACUCUGUCAGCAAGAGAAUGGGAGCAACUUCACAGUAUAACAUGCAGAGUUAAACAGCCAUGUGACGAGAAACCUGAAGAGAAAACUGUGAACGGUCUAGAGUCUGCAGAGAAAGAUCUUACAGUGGAGAUCAGGAGACCUCUUUCGGACAAUCUUAAUGGAGAUGGUGCUGUUCUGGAAUGUUCUGCGAGAAAUGUUCCCUCUGGUGAGCUUUCUGUCACCUUCCAGGCCAAUCAAACUCUACUAGGUCAAGUUCAGUAUGUGGAUCUGCCAAAAGGCCAAAACUCUCUGACCGCACGCAUCACUGUUCCUGCCCAACAUCGCGAAAAAGACAACAGCUUCACCUGUAAGGUUCAACAAAGCCCUUCCAAACAGUGGACAUCAGACCCCACUGGGAAGAUUUUUGGUGACCCUUCUAUGGAUCUCUCACUGGUUCCCAGUGUGAGGAAAUCAGAACCACAGAAACUCUUGUGUACUGGAACUGGAUUUAAACCAGAGAUCAAAUGGCUCCCCAACUCUGGAAAGGGACCUGAUGUCCCUAGUAAAGCCAUGAUUCAAGCGGAUGGACGCAUGAAAGUGUUCAGUGAGAUGGACUUGUCGCUGGAAGAGUGGAACGAAGGGAAGGAAUUUACCUGCCAGGUCACUGAUCUUAAGAAAACAAUCAAGGAAAACAUCAGUGCUUGUGCAGUGACUGCACCUUUCGCUCAGUUGGCGCAGGUAUACCUGUUGGGUCCUUCCCUCAGUGACAUGAGGUCAGCUGAUGUGCCUCUGACUUGUCUGGUUACUGGCCACAGGGUCAAGGACUUUUCUAUUACUUGGAAAAUAGACAAGGUCAUACAGUCUCAAGAUAUAACCACAGAACCCCCUAAAGACCAUGCUAAUGGAACCCAGAGUGUCCAGAGUAUUUUAAAGUUACCAGCCUCAAGAUGGAAUGCAUACGCUGAGGUCUCCUGUGAAGUAAGCCAUCGGUGCUCCAGCAAAACACAGGAUCACAACAUCGUCAAAGUCAGAGAACCCAAACGCCCCACUGUCCGAAUUCUCAGCCCCAGUGACAGUGACCUGUCUGCUUCCCAUAACUCCACUCUUCUCUGCCUGAUCACUGGGUUCUAUCCUGCUGAUAUCUCCGUCCACUGGGAGCUGGAUCAGAAGAGGCUGGAUGUGUCUCGCUUCACUAACAGUCCAGUGGGCCCUCAUUCUGCUGGCCGAGAUUUCUCCAUGCACAGCGCACUGACAUUACUAGCAUCAGGACACGAACAUGGCACAUUUUCCUGCGUAGUCAACCAUCAGUCAUCCUCAAGCCCAAUCGUCAGCACACUGGACAACUUGUAUGCCUCAGUGACUAAAACGAAACCCUCUGUGAAGAUACUGCAGGCUCGGGAUGAGCUGGUGUGUCUGGCGUACGAAUACAGCCCGUCUGCUAUUAGCAUCACCUGGCUGCUGGAUGGUGUGACCAUCGCACGUAAGCACAACAUCACCAGCCCUGCCAAAGGGCCUGAUGGGAAAUUCAAUGUUAAAAGCCAGCUGCAAGUCCUGCCUUCUGAAUGGCCACCUGGAUCUGUAUAUACCUGCCAGGUGAUGCAUAUCACUGGCACUAUUAAUCACAACAUCUCCAAAGCAGAAAUUAUUGAGCAGAGUAUAUACUUCGACGAGAACAUGUCUGAAGCCACCACAGAGGACAUGACUGCGGAAACCUGGAACAUGGCGUGUGCCUUCAUCGCACUCUUCCUCAUCGCUCUGAUUUACGGAUUCUCAGUUACUCUGGUCAGAGUGAAGGUUGAGUGAUGCAGUUUGUACUAGAGUUUGUACUUGAACUAGGAAAUACAGGAACAUCUUACUGCUGUGAAGAAGGUUCUCCGAAGCUCUGUUCAGUAAGAAAUAAUAAAUGGCAGAAGAAAUGUAAAAAAAAAAGAAAAAGGAAAGGAAAUCAAUGCUCUCGCCACUAAAUGCUGUAAAUGGAGGUUUCUCUCCAUGGCUUAGCGUGCUUUGUUCACUCUCAUGCCUGUUACCUUUUGCUGACUGUUUUUAUCAUUUUUUAUCAUUAUUGUUCUUCAAAUAAAAGCAGUGUUCAAAACUAAA